Messenger RNA from Corythoichthys intestinalis (scribbled pipefish), 3123 nucleotides. It is a transcript of the gene ykt6, whose product is annotated as YKT6 v-SNARE homolog (S. cerevisiae). Gene Ontology annotation, biological process: endoplasmic reticulum to Golgi vesicle-mediated transport. Bases 442 to 1038 code for a protein of 198 amino acids. The transcript is spliced from 8 exons. Lineage: Eukaryota; Metazoa; Chordata; Actinopteri; Syngnathiformes; Syngnathidae. Gene Ontology annotation, molecular function: SNAP receptor activity. Gene Ontology annotation, cellular component: Golgi apparatus. The record is from RefSeq and is a predicted model, not a curated record.
CACCGCUAGCCGGCUACCCGAUUUGUACUACUUAAUACAAAGCAAAACAUUGUAGAGGUGAUAGCCACGGGCAAAAUACGACAGCGCUUUCUCAGUUUUUCUCCUCAAACGUCCUUAAUUAUUAUUUUAUUUUUUUUAUUAUUUAUCUAUUUAUUUAUUUUAUAUAAACGGAACCAUCGCUGUAAAACUAUUUUGUUUCAUGGGGUGUGAAUAUGCGGAGGGACCUAAAGAUGAUAGUGACGUGGUGAUUGGUCACAAGAAACUAGCAUCUUCUUAGAACUACUACACCGGAUAAGGACGUUUAGGAUUGCUACUUGAAAGACGGACAACUAAUGUUUUUUUCGAGUAAAACAAUAGUUUGUUUAUUGUUUUAUUUUAAUCAAGGUGGUUGUUGCUGAUUGUUUUAACCAAGUGUACUGGACCUUGUUUGCUGGUGGCACCAUGAAGCUCUAUAGCCUCAGUGUCCAUUAUAAAGGAGCUACCAAAGCCAACCUUCUGAAAGCGGCCUACGACCUCUCUUCUUACAACUUCUUUCAAAAGUCCAGCGUCCAGGAAUUCAUGACCUUCACCAGUGCCUUGAUUGUUGAGCGGACAACAGUUGGAAGUCGUGCCUCUGUAAAAGAACAAGAGUACCUUUGUCAUGUGUAUGUGAGGAAUGACAACCUGGGUGCGGUGGUCAUAGCAGAUGCUGAAUACCCACAGAGAGUGUGCUUCACACUUCUCGACAAGGUUUUAGAAGAGUUUUCCAGGCAGGUGGACAGUAUAGACUGGCCCUCCGGUAACCCCGACACAGUUAACUACAAAGCGCUAGACAUUCACCUUGCCAAAUAUCAGAACCCCAAGGAGGCAGAUGCAAUGACCAAAGUACAGGCAGAGCUGGACGACACCAAGAUCAUUUUGCACAAGACCAUGGAAAGUCUGUUGGAGAGAGGAGAGAAACUGGAUGACCUCGUGGCCAAGUCAGAACACUUGGGGAGUCAGUCCAAAGCAUUUUAUAAAACCGCGAGGAAACAGAACUCUUGCUGCGAGGUCAUGUGAUGCCGCUACCUGGUCCCCAAGGACGCGCCUAUGUUUCUCUCACUCUCUAUCUUGGCCUUCCCACUCGCCCCGGUCCUGCAUCCCCCAUCAUGUAGCUGCUCUCAACGCGAUGAGACCGAGGUCAACGUCCAGCGCGACUUUCACGGAUGGGGGCUGGAGGAGCGAUUUGGGGCCAAGUAUUCUUUUGUGGCGCGUCAAUAGCAGCGGAGGACAAAACUCGCGUAUUGUUGUCAUACGGUGAUGUAGUGUUAAAACCGUUUAAUUAAGUUAUGUCUUAAAUGUUGCUUUUUUUUUUUCUUCAAUGACACAUUUCUUAUCAGCUUCAUGAUGUUCAUUGAACUUGUCAACAUUCCCGCUGUGACUGAUUUGUUUGUGCGGUGGUUAUGAACUAUGAGAUUACAUACACUAAAUCCAAACAUUUAUGCUUUUUUUUUUUUAUUGUCUGACAUGAAAUCAGACCCCGCUAUUAACCCUUCAGCAGCCUCCAACGUACUUGUUCAUGUAGGAAAUUCCAUAUCUACAUGCUGCCAACCCAAUAUGCGCAUCACACAUUUUACAUAACCACCCGACCAAAGUAUUGUUGGAAAAAAAUCCAUAUAACACACCCGAAAAGAACUUUUGUCGGGUUACCCAUUUUAUGUCACCACGACUGAAUAAUAAAUCCAAUCAAAAAGAAAAUAACGUUAGUUUGGGGAAUAUAGUACAAGACUAAACAUACAUAUUCAUCACGUGACGUGUUUUACGUCAUGCCCAGACUGAAAAAUAUAUGCAAUCAUGCGGACUAUACAAAUUGUACAAUGGAGCGAAAAGUUUGUGAAGUAAAAGAUGAAAUGAUCCAUUAAAUAAGGCGCGGCAGGCGGUAUGACAAUUCCUCUCGCUAAAAAUCGAUUGAUAUUAGAGAUGGGCUGUAUGGCAAAAAGAUAAUCCCACAAUUUAAAAUUUGUGUGUGUGUGUAAAAAAACAAAAUGGCUGACUUGGAGAUGUAAAAUUAUUUACAUGUGCAAUGCAGUCAAAGGAUUAAUAUUAGAGGUCAAAAGUAUUAGCGAAAUUAUUUCAAUAGAUAACUAUCAGUGUAAUAAUGAUUAUAUACGUUGACGAUACUGUAUAUCAAUACUGUCUUCAAACUCAUAAAAGUACAUUCGAUUAAUAUUUGGUACCCAUUAACUGACUGGAAGGGCUGGCAGCCUCAGAUCAUUUAUGUAAUUCUUGGAUUAAAACACAUUAACCUCUAGAACACAAAUCAUGUCUGCUUCCUGAGCGCAAUGAUGGAUGGACAAUUCCAUUGUUCAUACUUACAUAUAUUGUUUGAACAAGGUGCCUUCAGGCGUCUGGGAAUUGCACCCAGGGAUGAACUGCAAGUAUGCAAGUUUAUAAUCCUCUUUGUUAUCUUGGCAUUUACAAUGAUAUUACACAAAAUUAUGUCAUUACACUAGAAAUGACAAUAAAAGACCAUGGUCGUGGUAUCAUCAUCUGGGAUUUCACAAGUUUAAAAGCAGUUAUCUCACUGCAUGUAAAAUCCUCACCUUUUUCUGGCGCAAAGAAAUAUUUUUGUCAGUUAUAAUUGACCUAAAACAAAACUGAUUUCAUGUCUAGCGACAGUGAGAAAAACUGGAUUUUUGUGUAAUGUAUGUAAACUUUUAGUUUCAACUGCAUCUCCCUGCACAAAAUAAGGACAUGAAGCCAAGUUCACUUAUUUUGUUCCGAAAACAUGAACACGGACUUGAUAAAAUGGCUGAGUGACACUCCAACAUACUCCCCUUUUGCCCCUCUCUGAAUGCAAAUAUAUUGUCUGAUUUCAUCACCUUAAGAUUGCCUUUGUAUUUUAGAUGUUUUUAUGCUCUCGGCUUUGUCUGUCCGGCUGAAUUAAUGAGUGUCUGUGUGAGUGUGUGUCUUGCUUUUACAGUGUAAACUGUUGUGCAAUACCUCCAUGGACUGGUGUAUCUUACUGAGAAAAAACAAAGUGGAAAAGUUGCUCAUAAGUGCUCAGCCAACUGGCCAUUGUACACUUGUCAUAUGAGUAAUUACACACAUGAAGCCUGUGCAAGGUUGAUUCUUGACUUUAAUAAACACUUGUCUGGGUUAUUA